Messenger RNA from Camelina sativa (false flax), 1032 nucleotides. Its product is annotated as pectin acetylesterase 1-like. Gene Ontology annotation, cellular component: plant-type cell wall. Gene Ontology annotation, molecular function: pectin acetylesterase activity. The record is from RefSeq and is a predicted model, not a curated record. NCBI's taxonomy places the organism in Eukaryota, Viridiplantae, Streptophyta, Magnoliopsida, Brassicales, Brassicaceae. Gene Ontology annotation, biological process: cell wall organization.
UCAUGCGUAUUCAUUUCGUUCAAAUUCAUUGAGAGGAAAACAAUGAAAACGUUUUUGGGGGGUUGGAGUCUCGCAGGAUUACUCAUUCUCUUCAACAUUCUUGCAAAUGGGGAAACGGGUUUUGAUGAAAUAGGAAUGUUAAACGAUUUCAAUGGAACAAAUGCUAAUGUUCUGAUGGUAGGACUCACUCUUGUCCAAGCCGAUGCUGCUAAAGGAGCGGUGUGUCUGGAUGGGUCAGUGCCUGGAUAUCAUUUGUAUCGAGGUUAUGGUUCAGGAGCAAACAAUUGGAUCAUUCAGUUACAGGGAGGUGCGUGGUGUACCAGCAUAAAAGAUUGUCAGAACCGUAAGCAUAGUGGUUAUGGAUCGUCUACCUUAAUGGAGAAAGAGUUGGCGUUUACAGGGAUACUAAGCAACAAAGCCGCUGAGAAUCCAGAUUUCUACAACUGGAACAAAGUAAAAGUCCGGUAUUGUGAUGGCGCAUCCUUUGGCGGUGAUAGCGAAAACAAGGCGGCGCAACUUCAGUUUAGAGGAAAGCGUAUAUUUUUAGCUGUCAUGGAAGAUUUGAUGGCGAAGGGAAUGCGACAGGCAAAACAGGCUCUGCUCAACGGAUGUUCUGCUGGCGGUCUUGCAGCUAUUUUACGAUGCGAUGAUUUCAAUGACUUGUUUCCUCCUACCACCAAAGUAAAAUGCAUGAGCGAUGCUGGUUUCUUCCUCGAUGCCGUUGAUGUAUCUGGAGGUCAUUCUAUAAGGCGUAUGUAUUCUGGUGUUGUAAACACCCAGGGUUUGCAAAACACGCUUCCUCGCACCUGCACAAGCCAUAUCAGUCCAAGUUUGUGUUUCUUCCCUCAAUACAUAAUCAACCAAGUCAAGACCCCGUUGUUUAUUCUCAACUCCGGUGUUGAUGCGUGGCAGAUUGGAAAUAGCUUAGCUCCACCAUCUGCUGAUCCGAGUGGCAGUUGGCAUAACUGUAGCUUUAGCUUCAGGUGCACUCCCUCUCAGAAGAAAUUCUUGGAAGGUAAGAAUGAUAGAUAA